UAAAGUAGUAGGAAUCGCUGUAAAAUUAUACUUGGUCUUUAAAUUUUUUAUCCACAUCUCGUCAAAUCUCGUAUCCAAGUGAAGAUACCAUCCGCUCCAGAUUCCAAUGUAGAGAAGCCAACCGGUUGUAAACAUUUCAAAAUGCGAGCUGUUCCAACUUGGGUGGACAAGGUUCAUGACAGGGAUAAAGUAGAACAAUGUAUAUGGGACCUUUGCUUCAAACCUGAUGGGAGUCAGAUCAUCGUAGCAGCUGGCAAUCGUGUCCUUGUGUACGACACCAACGAUGGCACCCUCAUUCAACCCCUGAAAGGCCACAAAGACACAGUCUACUGUGUGGCUUAUGCCAAGGAUGGGAAGAGAUUUGCAUCGGGCUCAGCAGACAAGAGCGUCAUCAUCUGGACUAACAAGUUAGAAGGGAUUCUGAAAUACCAGCACAAUGAUGCUAUCCAGUGUUUGGCCUACAAUCCCCUGACACACCAGUUAGCCAGCUGCGCACAAACAGACUUUGGGCUUUGGUCACCGGAGCAGAAGUCUGUGUCCAAGCACAAGGUGGGCAGUCGGAUCACCUGCUGUGGCUGGACCAAUGAUGGACAGUACUUUGCCAUUGGGAUGUACAAUGGAGUUAUAAGUAUUAGAAAUAAGACUGGAGAAGACAAGGUAAAGAUAGAGCGUCCAGGUGCCGCCAUGUCCCCUGUUUGGUCUCUGGAGUGGAACCCUUCCAAAGAUGAGGCAUUUGACAUCCUGACCGUAGCAGAUUGGGGCGGUCAACUUUCAUUCUAUCAACUGUCUGGAAAACAGAUUGGUAAGGAUCGCCACCUGGAGUACGAUCCCUGCUGCGUCAGCUGGUUCUCUAAAGGGGAGUAUGUGGUGAUUGGGGGCUCCAACAAACAGGUGUCCCUUCACACUAAGGAAGGGGUCAAACUGGGCACCAUUGGAGAGCAGAAUUCCUGGGUCUGGUGUUGUAGGGUGCGGCCUGACUCCAAUUAUGUGGCUAUAGGGUGUCAGGAUGGUACGAUAGCGUACUACCAGCUAAUCUUCAGCACCGUCCAUGGACUGUACAAAGACAGGUAUGCCUACAGGGACAACAUGACUGAUGUCAUCAUACAGCAUCUUAUCACAGACCAGAAAGUUCGCAUCAAGUGUAGAGAUUUAGUGAAGAAGAUCGCCAUCUACAGACAUAGACUUGCAGUGCAACUCCCAGACAAGAUAGUGGUCUAUGAGCUGUACUCGGAUGAUUCUGCUGACAUGCACUACAGGAUAAAGGAGAAAAUCAACAAGAAGUUUGACUGCAACCUCCUGGUGGUCUGCUCUCAGCACAUCAUUCUGUGUCAGGAGAAAAGACUCCAGUGCUUGAACUUCAAAGGAAUAAAGGAGCGGGAGUGGAUCAUGGAGUCGCUAAUUCGUUACAUCAAGGUGAUAGGAGGGCCACCUGGUAGAGAGGGCUUGCUGGUGGGACUGAAGAAUGGACAGAUUAUGAAGAUAUUUGUGGACAAUCCAUUCCCCAUAGUUCUGCUGAAGCAGGCCACCUCCGUGCGCUGUCUGGACAUGAGUGCGAGCCGCACCAAGCUGGCCGUGGUGGACGAACACAGCACCUGUCUGGUGUACGAUGUCAACACCAAGGAACUGCUGUUUCAGGAGCCCAAUGCCAACAGUGUUGCCUGGAACACGCAGAACGAAGACAUGCUAUGUUUCAGUGGCUCCGGCCUGCUGAACAUCAAGGCCAGCAACUUCCCCAUACACCAACAGAAACUACAGGUAAUGUCACCAGGGGGGGGGGGGGGAGUUAUGUGUAGGGGGAGCUGUAAUGAUGAUAGAUAUAGGACCAAUGUGUAUGAUUCUGAUACAUCUGGAGAUAAACGUGCACAUUUGUAUAUAUAUAGGACAUUAUGUUCCCUAGUAGUACCCAGUUAUUCCGAGGCCUUGCGACUGGACGAUGAUCCUGAAGAUGAUGAUGAAGAUCCUUUUACCCAGAGGUUGAUGUCAUUUGAGCAAGGAGGACAGGAGUUUGUACCAGUGGUAGUCAACAAGAGCGUCCUUCAGUCCAUGUCCAAGAGGGACGUGGUGGUCCUGGAGUGGCCAAAACCUCUCCGCUACCAGUUCUUUAGAUCUCUGAUGCCAGACGUGUCCAUUACCAAGUGUUCAUCUUGUAAUAAGUUGUUCCACACAGAUGACUAUGAGCUGCUAGUACUACAAAAAGGCCAUUGUCCUUUCUGUCGAAAACCUGUAGAAGAUUAAGGAAGAAGGUCACU
Lingula anatina is the source of this 2249-nucleotide messenger RNA. RefSeq names its product intraflagellar transport protein 122 homolog. The record is from RefSeq and is a predicted model, not a curated record. Gene Ontology annotation, biological process: protein localization to cilium; intraciliary retrograde transport; non-motile cilium assembly. Gene Ontology annotation, cellular component: intraciliary transport particle A; non-motile cilium. Gene Ontology annotation, molecular function: protein binding. Lineage: Eukaryota; Metazoa; Brachiopoda; Lingulata; Lingulida; Lingulidae.